UCACAGCGCGUCACGUGGUACACUAUGGAUAGGUAGAUAGACACUGAAUAGUGUAGCCAGCGUUCCAAACUACGAGCAGUUAAAAAGACAUGAAUAAUGGGAUUUUAGAGACGGUGUAACUAAGACAGUGCACAAAUGGUUUACAAAACUUUACUUUUAUAUUUUAAAUAAACGUUUUCGCAAAAAUGGAUUUUUUACCUGUAUUAUUGUUUGGAUGUAUAACAAUUGCGCAUUUUGGAUUUAAUGCAGAAGCUGCCGGUACAAAGUAUGGUGAAGCUUUCAAGAAUCUUAUAACAGAGAAUGGAUAUAAGGGUGGAGAGACAGGUGUGCUACUAGGCAACAGACUUGGCUAUGUUGAGGGCUAUGGCCGCACAAUAACGGGACAUAAUGUCUAUCCAGAGUCGUUACUCCCAGCCUCGGGAAUCUCAAAAAUUAUUACAGCUCUUACUGUUCUCAGACUAAUUCAGGAAGGGUCUAUUAAUCCAACAGACAAAAUAUUUGGAGAGAAAGGUAAACUUCCAAAAAUGACGCCAAAUCCAAAGAAAAUAACAGACAAAAGAAUACUAGAAAUCACUGUAGAUGACUUGCUUCGUCAUGCCGGCGGAUGGGAUGCGGAAAUUUCCCCAAUCGGUGAUCCGGUCUUCAACGAGUUUCUGGUUGACGGGAAUCAUCACCUAGUGAAUAUAUCAAAGGAAAUGAAGUUGAAAUCGCCACUGGACACUUUCGAUGUCAUUUCUUUCAUGGCAAGUCGGAAAUUAGAAUUCAUGCCUGGCACUCAAUCUAGCGUUUCAAAUCUUGGUUACCUUAUCUUAGGACGUGUAAUAGAGGAAACUACUGGACUGCCAUAUGAUGUAGUAGUGAAGGAAGAGCUAUUGAACAAUUGCGGAAUGUGGCAUACCAGAUUAGGUCCACACACUCAUGAAGGGCGUCAGGUUUAUAAAGGAAGAAAUCCUAGAGAAAUUAAUGCAGAGCUGCGCGAAAAACACGAAGUUAUCGGCGAAUACUACGCAUAUGCUCAAACAUACAUGGUUGAUUCCUGUCUAGGAUGGUUCACAAAUGCGUAUGAUGUAAUGCGUCUUGCACAAUGUUUAGAUGGCAGUGCAGACUACCAGCUUCUAAAUGAUACCACCAUUGAAACUAUGAUACGCAGACCAAGACUUGACCGUUCCGGCGAUGCAAGCUGGUAUGGAGCAGGGUUCAAAGUUCAUCAAGAUGGGGCUAUCUGGGUUGGAGAGGAGCCCCAUGCACCCGAUGCUGUAUUCCUGCAUAGGAAUUUAAAACGUCACAAGCCUGGAACUGUGUACACUAGCGAAGAAAAUGAACCAAUGUCUUGGACACUUUUGUUCGAAGGAAAACCGGCAAUUGACGCUCCUCUGAAGCAGUUGUCAAGAGCUAUGGUUGAAGGAGAAACACAAUGGCCGAAGACAAACGCUUUCGUUAACGAUCUUCAUGACAAGCUUCUCACCAUAGGCAGAACAACAAAACUGCACAGACUGAAAGUUGAAGAACAUAGAGCAAAUGCUUACCUGAUAGCGCUUAAAAGGGCAGAUUUCAAUGUAAUAUGGCUUAAUGCUUAUACUCAUGCUGGAGGGACGUUCAUUACUACUAUUGCAGAACAAGACCCAAAAGCCAGUAGAGAAUGCGUCGCAGUUGCCGGACUUACCAGGGAAAAACUGGUGGAGAAGAAGCUUGAGCUAGAGAAACUUGGUUACAACAUGACUUUCUUCCAAAACUACAAAAGCUUUUCGCACAGAGAUAAGUUCGUGUUUCUCGCGGUGUUCCAUAAAGGUGCCUUCAGAAACGACAGUCACAUCCUGUAUGGUAUCCAACAUUUUGAUCGUCCUUACAAAACCCUAUUGAAUCUGUACGAGGAGAAAGGAUAUCGCCCACUCGUCCAGUCACUAGAAUAUAACCGUGACGACGCACUUCUAUCCUUUAUUCUGGAAGCGGACUCCGACAAGGAGAAAGACCAGAAACCGCUCUAUUCGUCAGAGGAAAAUCUCAGCGAAGCACGACUGGAGAAAUGCGUUAGAAAAUAUGCUCGUGAACAAAAAAGACUUAUUUAUUUAGACGCAUCAAACCAUCGUGGAAAGCCAAAGUUUUCAGCGCUGUUCAAGAAAACAAGGAUGACUAAAUGGCUCUUCAGCCAAGGACUAACUUCCGAGGACUUAUUGAUAACAAUUGCUGAAAAACAAAAGGAAGGCUAUCUCCCUUCUAUAGUUAUUGGGUACAGUACAAAAAGAGACGAUCUGUUGUUCGCUACUUACAUGGAAAAACCACUGUAAAUCGUCUACGCUUAACAGAUGAUGUGAUAAAAAUUAAGAGACAUAUCUUGGUCUCCAUGUAAGAAAAAUCUGUGAUGAAAGACGAAGAAAAUGAUAAAUUAGUUUUAUCAUGAAAAUAUGAACAUUUUACGAACAGUUUUUUAUCAUGAUGGUAUAUAAAGUAACUGCCGACAGAAGGUCAACGCCGAGCUUGAAUCAAGGCAUAGGAAAAGUUACAAUAUUUGCAUGUGUUCGUUCAAAUUUGCAUUGAGCAUGUUAAAUAACUAAAAUGUUUUACGAUGAAUUUAUGCAAAUGCGUGUAUAAAAUGUAUGUAGAUGUCUAUAAAUUAUUUCUGUAUUAGACGAAAACAAAAAUCGUCAUGACAUUGUGUAAUUUACAUUUGGCAGUUACAACAUAAACAUUAUCUUGUCAACCUUUGAUGUCAUAAACAGCGGUUUUAAGCUAAACUGAAUGAGUAAUAGGAAGACAGACAAAGGCAAUAGCAAUACAAUGCUUCCGGAUAAAAGAGUUUAUACAUGAAUACUAUUCGUUCUGAUGCAGCAAAGUCUACUUCUAUACAAACCAAAGGUCUCUACAUUUACCAUGAGUUUCCAUAUAAACCAUAGGUGUUUACAUAAAUCAUAAGUACCUUCACAAAACAUACCAUAGAUGGUUUCUACAUACAUCAUGGGUUUUGUCGUAAAUCAUAGGUUUCUACGUAAACUAAGAAUUUUACACAAAUCAUACUGCGUCCCCUUAAUGCAAUAAGGUACCAUGAGCAUAUGAAUAAAGAAGGCACUUGGUACCUUUUUGCAUUAAGGGGGCGACAGGUUCCUACAUACGCCACAGAGUACAUAUAAGUUUUUUAAAUUAUUUUGGGAAUGUUUCAUACGUUCUUCCUUGCCAUUUAUAUUUUAAACUUCUGGAAUGGUGAAAGACAAGUUACUAGCCGAAACGAAAAUCAGUGACGGGGAUACGUAAACCAUGAAUAUUUGUAAUAUACUGGCCUUGAUAAGAGGCAGAACUGUGUACGAAUUCCACUGUCAAAACGUGGCGAAUGUUCACAGGUUUCAAACAAAUAAAUUUCUAAACUACGGGCUGCAAAACGCUAAAAUAAUCCAGAAAAUGACCAUACCACAUGAGAAACUAUUUUGGACAUUGCUGUGUUACACAGUAAGACAACGAAGAAAUGCAAUAUUAUAAGGCAAAACAGUUUAUAACAUAUACCUAUUCAUCUACAUUGUAUGUAUAUAUUAUCAUUAUAUUUACGUGUCAUAUAUUUAUCACUUUCCUGUUACAUUUGUUUGAAGGGUAAGACUGACAUAUUUUGUUCUAUGUCUUCAUGUUGUUUUCGUUUCAUACUGUUUUUGUAAUAGCUCUAUAUAAAGCCAUUAAAGAUGUAAAUAUUA
Mercenaria mercenaria is the source of this 3674-nucleotide messenger RNA. RefSeq lists its product as uncharacterized. The transcript has 2 exons. The record is from RefSeq and is a predicted model, not a curated record. Bases 186 to 2285 code for a protein of 699 amino acids. Lineage: Eukaryota; Metazoa; Mollusca; Bivalvia; Venerida; Veneridae.